Messenger RNA from Salmo salar (Atlantic salmon), 3868 nucleotides. Its product is annotated as mitogen-activated protein kinase kinase kinase 14. NCBI's taxonomy places the organism in Eukaryota, Metazoa, Chordata, Actinopteri, Salmoniformes, Salmonidae. Gene Ontology annotation, molecular function: ATP binding; protein kinase activity. Gene Ontology annotation, biological process: protein phosphorylation; canonical NF-kappaB signal transduction. The record is from RefSeq and is a predicted model, not a curated record.
GUUGGCAGUGGGCCAGUGGGAUCAAGCGACACCAAGCAACCGAGAUACACAGCAAGAUUACAGAGUGAAGUAGAGAGAGAAGAGAGAUAGAGAGAGUUGAACGAGACCUAUAUUACAGAGAGUGAGUUAUCAUUUGUAAGGAUAGGGGUAUAUACUAGCAGAAUAUUUGACUUCAGUUUAGUUUAGUGAAAAACGGAUAAUCAGAAGAGACUGCAGACCUGCAAUUCAGACCUGCCUCUGUCGCAGGUGAGAUGGCGGUGAGGCGAAGGAUCUUUAACUCGACCAGACCAUUCUCAGGGUCACCCCAAAUAGAGCUGAAGGGGUCUUACCCAAGCCUUCCCAGCCCAGAAGACAGGACGAGUGACGAGGAGGGGAAGGAGAGCAAAGGGGACUUCAUGCCUAGUUUAAAACCCAGAAUAAUUAAAGUCCUAACGAUAGGCACAGCAGAACAAGUGGGUGAAGCAGGUCCACUGAACUAUCAGAAGAACUCGUUCAUAGCCCAGGCUGAAUGUGAAACCCAAGACUCCCAGCAGUUCAGCCCUUCCUGCUCCGAACGCUCCUUUGUCGCGUCCCCCAACUGCUUAAUCAACCGGGACUCAUCAGAGCACAACAAUGUGGCGUGUUCCAACGCAGCCUCCAACCAGGACAAACCAGGCUCCCCGGCCCACCGCUCACCCAGGAAGAAGCCAAGGAAGAAACAGAAGAGGAAGGAGAAGAAAGAGGAGCAGAGGGAGACAGGGAAGCAGAGACAGAGACGUAGAGUACCUUCUGGUGUCCCUGAGCAGGAGACCCAGACUGGCAGUUCUCCUCAACUGAUCCAGACCCAGGACGCUUCAGAGCACCAAAGUAACAUCAGCACUUCCUACAGUAGCAGUAUCCCGAGUUUAGAGGCACAUGACACAAGGCGCCCUUACCCCCUCCAGGACUGCAACAGGGACCCCAGCCAUUCCCACCUCUACUGGGGCCCCCAGGUGUUUAGCCCCCCCUCCAACCUCUCCACCUAUGGGCAGGAGAGUGACUCAGACUCUCCUCUCAGCAGUGUGGGAAACUGUUCGUUGGCCCUGGCAGGGCUCAGGGGCAGUGUCAGUCAGGAGGACCGAUGCUACGCAGGUCCCUUCUGCAAAGACUUCUGCAAAGACGUGGAAAGGGAUGUCAGGGAGAAGGAGGGAGAAGUCUCAGAGACUGACACCAACGAGGGCCUGAUCUUCAAUGUGAAUAUUCAGCCUGUGAAUCAUGAGUACAAGGAGGGGAAGGACUACAGCCUCUGCAAGUCUAUCAACACAGGGUCAUACGGGGAAGUGCACAGUGUGCAAGACAACAGAACACACUUCAAAUUUGGUGCCAAAAAGAUUCUCCUGAAGAGUUUUAGUAGUGAGGAAGUGGGUACGUGGAGUGCCCUGAAGUCUCCUCGCGUGGUGGAACUCUUCGGAGUGAUCAGAGAGGGGCCCUACGUCGUCCUCUUCAUGGACCUCAAGGCUGGCUCUGUGGGUCAGCUUAUUAAAGAGAGGGCUCGGCUACCUGAGGACCUGGCCCUGCACUACCACUGUCAGGUCCUGGAGGCGCUGGAACACCUGCUGAAGAGACGAGUGCUGCAUCUGGACAUAAAGGCGGACAAUGUGUUGCUGUCAGAGGAUGGGAGGGACACUUUUCUGUGUGACUUUGGACACUCGGAGAGAAUGGACAUCGGUGGACAGAGCCUAAGUGCAUCCCAAGGAGCAGAUCUGAAGGGGACAGAGACACACAUGGCCCCGGAGAUUGUGAAAGGGGAAACCCGCGGAGCCAAAGCAGACGUGUGGAGCAGCUGCUGCAUGUUACUGCACAUGCUCAACGGCUGCCAGCCCUGGACACGAUACUACUCCCGCCCACUGUACUUCAAGAUAGCCAAUGAGCCACCGCCUCUGAGGGAGAUCCCGCCCGAUUGCAGUCCCUUCACUGCUGAUGUCAUAAAGGUGGGACUACAGAAGGAGCCAACCAAGAGGGCCUCCGCCUCGGAGCUCAAGGAAAGAGCAGCCAGAGCUCUGAGAGAAGUGGGAGGACUCAGCAGCCCCAUCAGAGGGUCCUAUAAGGAGCCCCUACAGAUAGAUGACAGCCCCAGCCAGUCUAGCCAGCCCUUGCCUCCCUUCAGCAGAGACACCUGCUCUGAGGAGAGUCCUGAGCUAUGGCUGGAAUCCAUGAACCCAGGGAGCAGGGAGCUGAACAAUGAUGAGGAAGAGGAAGGCAGUGAGGCAGACACUGAGGAGACAGCCUCAUCUCCAGACUCACCUCGCUCUCUACUGACACAACUCCAUGAAUGGCAAAAUCCCAAGAUGGCCGAUGUCACCUCCAAUGUGUCUGAGCUUGAACUGCGCAAACUGGAGAGAGAGUUCUACCUGACCAGUCUGUCUCAGCUGCACUCAGCAGAAACCCAGGAGCAGCUACUGUCCUGCCUGAGCAGCAGUGACUGUUACUCCAACAGGGACUUAUGGGACAGAAAGGACUCUGGCCGUUGGUCCAUCAGCCCAGGUGAUGACCUCAGCUCUGGCGUGUUCUCCUACAACAGCCAACCGGACGGACAGAUUCUCAGUAUGGACUGGCUGGUUCACCAAAGCCACCUGUCUCCACCCCGAUGCUUUGAGGGAGUUGACGUCUGCAUCACGGACGUAAAUGGGCAAAGCAUCCGGAUCCGAGAGAAACGCAGGGUGAAGGUGGGACACAUCGCCACGGGGAUCAGCGACCAGAUCUCUGAGAGGGUGUUCACCAUGGAGACUCAGGAGCGGGAGCCAGUGGCCCACGAUGAGGAGGUGCAGGACUCUGGCCUCCUGCUCCGCUGUGUCCCUGCUCCUGACUACUGCCAGGCCUGGAGAUGGAGGGUCAAGGAGGGGGUGCUGGAGACUCGUAACUGAGCCAUCAACUCCCCCCACUCAUCAGUAGCAGUCUUAUCAAGCAUCAGGACUGUGAACUCACUCUUGUACGCCUGUCUCAGUCAAUCCUGCUUUUUAUCAAACUGUGUGUUAUGUAUAAUCCUCGUAAGGAUCGUACCCUUUUUUUUCAAUUUUCGCCUAAAAUUACAUACCCAAAUCUAACUGCCUGUAGCUCAGGACCUGAAGCAAGGAUAUGCAUAUUCUUGGUACCAUUUGAAAUGAAACACUUUGAAGUGUGUGGAAAUUCUCAAUUAAUGGAGGAGAAUAUUAACAGCAGGGGUUCAACCUUUAGAACCCAGUUCCUAUAUUUGAAUAUAAGAAUGUAUUUUAUCAAACAAAACUAUGCGAAAUUGUAUCUCUGGGACCCUCAGGAUGACAAAUCACAACAAGAUUACUGAAUGUAAGUACAUUAUUUACCUUCAGAGGUGAAUGUAUCAAACCAAGUGCCGUGAUAAGUUUUUUGUUGUUGUGCACUCUCCUCAAACAAUAGAAUGGUCUUUUUUUCACUGUAAUAGCUACUGUAAAUUGUACAGUGCAGUUAGAUUAACAAGAAUUUAAGCUUUCUGCACAUAUAAGACAUGUCUAUGUCCUGGAAAGUUGAUGUCAUUCUAGUCACAUUAACGCACGUUAGCAACAAUCGUCCCGAUAUUGGGACACCGAUCCCGUAGAGGAUAAAGGGACAAAUGUCAUGUGUUUCUUAUAAAUGGAUAUCCCUGUAAAUUACAGGAGCACACACCUGUGGUGUUUGUGUUCUCUUUAGAGAAAAUGGUUUAUGUGAAUAAGCUACAACUGCCUUUUCUCAAAGGUAUGGAAAGUCCAACAAUACUGUAAACCUAGCAUCAUUUUUUACACUUAGCUAGAGCACACCCAGCAAUAGCACUGAGCCAAUAGGAUGUUAACAUCUCAACCCUGUGUACCUUACAGUAACAUGGAAUCAUGUCAUGAAAUAAAAGCUGUACUCUGAAGUA